Molecule: messenger RNA, 1478 nt
Organism: Habropoda laboriosa
Lineage: Eukaryota; Metazoa; Arthropoda; Insecta; Hymenoptera; Apidae
Product: RNA-binding protein cabeza-like
Exons: 8
Coding region: 98-1342 (414 amino acids)
Biological process (GO): regulation of DNA-templated transcription
Cellular component (GO): nucleus
Molecular function (GO): transcription coregulator activity; RNA binding
Source: RefSeq, a predicted model, not a curated record
CUCAGAUCGCUCAGAUUCGUCGUUGGAAAAUCGCUUCAUUCCCGCCAUUACGUGCUUUUUCUGCCGUGUAGCAAGUUGAUUACCGGAGGAAGGCACGAUGACGGACACCCAGUAUUCAAAUUACCAACAACAGGGGUACAAUCAGUACAGUCAGCCACCACCUUCUGGUGGUCAGGAUACUUCGUAUCCACCACCUUCUAGCGGUGGGGGGGGGGGGUUUAAUCAAUAUAGUCAACCACCACCAAAUAGUGGAAGCAAUUAUGGCAGUUACAACAGUUACAAUUCCAGCGGUGGCCCAGACUACAAUCCAUCAAGUCAAAACAGUUACAACCAGAACAGUUACGGCAGUGGAGGUUCUGGAAGUAACAGUGGUGGCAGUAGCAAUUAUGGUGGCAGUUAUGGACAUGGAGGUGGAGGCAGUGGAGGCUAUAAUCGUAAUAGUUCAGGAGGCUAUGGUGGAGGUCAAGGAGGAGGUGGUGGCAAUAGAUAUGGCGAUCGUGGGGGAUACAGUGACCGCUCUGGCGGUAGCUACAACAGUGGCGGUGGCCGUGGUGGUUAUAACAAAGGCUACGGUGACCGCGGUGGUGGCAACGAUGGAAUGGUCACGCAAGAAGAUACUAUUUUUGUAUCUGGUAUGGAUCCUUCAAUUUCGGAAGAGGAAAUAUGUCAACAUUUUGGAGCCAUUGGUAUAAUCAAACAUGAUAAGCGGACCGGAAAACCUAAAGUGUGGAUGUACAAAGAUAAAAACACCGGUAAAUCAAAGGGCGAAGCUACUGUGACUUAUGAUGAUCAAAAUGCUGCGCGUUCUGCGAUAGACUGGUUCGAUGGAAAGGAAUUUAAAGGACGUACUAUAAAAGUACAAAUUGCUCAGCAUAAAAGCAAUUGGCAGGGUAACCGUAGUGGUGGAAGUCGUGGUGGCGGCGGUCGAGGUCGGGGAGGCGGUGGUUUUGGAAGCCGCGGCGGUGGCGGUGACAGAGAUGAUCAUCAUCGUGGUGGUGGUGGUGGCGGUGGCGGUGGUGGUGGUGGUGACGGCGGCGGCGGUAGGUGUCCCAAUCCAGAAUGUGGUAACACAAACUUUGCAUGGAGGGAUCAAUGUAAUCUCUGUAAAAGUCUAAAACCAGAAGGUGCUGGCGGUAGUAGUGGUGGUGGAAGGGGUAAUCGUGGCGGUGAUCGUGGUGGUCGAGGAGGUUUCAGGAACGACAGAGGCGGCCGUGGAGGUGACAGAGGUGGUCGAGGAGGUUUCCGUGGAGGCGAUAGGGGUGGAAGGGGCGGUCGAGGUGGUCCAAUGAGGGGAGGUGGCGGCCGUGGAGACAGAGACAGGGAUCGCCAGCGUCCUUAUUAAACAUAUUCGAAGAGUGAUUGUUAAAUCACUUGUUGACGUAUUGUACACAUUUUGUACACAAUCUCAACGUAUGUACAUUUGUCACAACACAGAAGUCAUGUGUUACACACUCCAUUAUCAUCGAUUUGUUUUCUCU